AUGUCGGCCACAGAGAGAAGAUUCAGCGUUUCAUCGGGACCUUCUGACCACUCCAAGAAGAACAAUGUUGAUGUCAACGUUGUGGACCUUGAAUCUCUCGAUGCUGAGAUCCAGCCUGAGCCUAUUGACGACUACAUCUUUGGUAAGGACAGGAACCUCAAAAGAGGACUCAAGCAGCGUCAUAUUCAGAUGUUGACGUUGGUUGGCGUUUUUGGUACUGGUCUUUUUUUGUCAAGUGGAUCAACUUUGCACUUGACCGGUAAUGUGGGUAUGGUGCUCUCGUACUUGUUUAUCGGAAUAAUUGUUGGUUUGAACCAGCUUGCCCAGAUUGAAAUUUCUUGUUUGAUGCCGGUUACAGGAGCUGUUAUUCGACACGGUGAGCAUUUCGUGGAUCCUGCUUUCUCAUUUGCUCUUGGGUGGAUCGGAAUCUACUCAUCUAUCAUCCCUAGUGAGUUUUCUGCAACAGCGCUUAUUAUGAAUUACUGGAGUGACUUGAAUCCGGCUGUCUGGAUCACGGUCUUUUUGGCUGUGAUCAUUGCAUGUAAUUCGUACAACAUUCGCUUUUACGGUGAGAUUGAAUUUUUCUUUGGCUGUCUCAAGGUGUUCUUGAUUCUCGGGCUUAUCAUUUUUUGCAUCACCAUGGACUUGGGGGGUGUGAAGAAUGUCGACAGAAUCGGGUUUCGUUACUGGAAGGACUCCCCAUUUCGAGAGUAUUACACUGACGGCAGCCUUGGAAAAUUUCUUUCUUGGUGGAAGGCUUCUGGUUCUGUGAUCUAUUCCUACGGUGGAAUCAGUGGUAUUUCAUACUACGCUGGUGAAACCCAAAACCCAAGACACUCCAUCUACCUCGCCGGUAAGAGAAUCUUCUUCAGAGUAUUCACCUUCUACAUGCUUACGGUGUUUGGGCUUACGCUUAUCUUGUCUGCCGAACACCCGGACAUUGCAAAUGGUACUGGCGAUUCCAAUGGAUCUCCUUUCGUGAUAGCCAUCAAGGAUGCCGGUAUUCGUGGGCUUCCCAGUGUCAUUAACGCCGUUGUGUUAACUUCUGCGUUCUCCGCCUCCAACUUGGGUAUUUUGUUGACAUCCAGAAACUUCUUUGCAUUAGCAGCCAAGGGCCAGGCUCCAAAGAUCUUCCUCAAAACCAACAAGCAUGGUUUGCCCUACUAUGGUGUCAUAUUGGCUCUCUUGUUUUUGACGUUAGCUUACAUGAAUGCUAGUUCAGGUGCAGCUACUGUUUUUGGCUGGUUCCAAAGUCUCACAAGUGCCAAUUUGCUUGUGAACUGGAUUGCCAUUUCCAUAAACCAUAUUGCGCUUCAGAGAGCGUUAAAGGCCCAGGGCUACUCCAGAGACGACUUGCCAUACAAAAUGCCAUUUGCUCACGUUGGAGCGUACGUUUCGUUAUUCUUCCUUGUCAUUCUUCUCUUGACUGGCGGAUAUCACAACUUCUUGAAUGGCAACUUCAACGUCUCCUCCUUCAUCAGUUCCUACUUUGUGAUCCCGCUCUACUUGGUGUUGUUCUUGUUCUGGAAGUUCUUCAAGAAAACGUCAUUGAAGAAGCCCGAGGACGUGGAUUUGAUGAGCUUAUUCAAGCACGUUGAGCAGAACCCCGAACAGCUUCCAGAGAAAAACCGUGGUUGGAGGGUGGUUAAGUACUUGUGGGAGUAG
This is a messenger RNA of Candidozyma duobushaemuli, 1665 nucleotides long. RefSeq lists its product as uncharacterized. Gene Ontology annotation, molecular function: amino acid transmembrane transporter activity. Gene Ontology annotation, biological process: amino acid transmembrane transport. Gene Ontology annotation, cellular component: membrane. The coding region runs from base 1 to 1665 and encodes 554 amino acids. NCBI's taxonomy places the organism in Eukaryota, Fungi, Ascomycota, Pichiomycetes, Serinales, Metschnikowiaceae. The transcript has a single exon. The record is from RefSeq and is a predicted model, not a curated record.